Emiliania huxleyi CCMP1516 is the source of this 864-nucleotide messenger RNA. RefSeq lists its product as hypothetical. The record is from RefSeq and is a predicted model, not a curated record. Lineage: Eukaryota; Haptophyta; Isochrysidales; Noelaerhabdaceae. Gene Ontology annotation, molecular function: rRNA (guanine) methyltransferase activity. The transcript is spliced from 2 exons. Bases 1 to 864 code for a protein of 287 amino acids. Gene Ontology annotation, biological process: rRNA (guanine-N7)-methylation. Gene Ontology annotation, cellular component: nucleolus.
AUGGCCUCGUCGUCAAAGUGUCGUCCGGAGGAGCAGGCGCCGCCCGAUGUCUUCUAUAACGAGUCCGAGGCGGCCAAGUACCUGCACUCGUCGCGGAUGAUCGAUAUCCAGACGCAGAUGGCGGAGCGCGCGCUCGAGAUGCUCUGCCUUCCCGAGGACGAGGAGUGCCUGCUCCUCGACGUCGGCUGUGGGACCGGCCUGUCUGGGGAGGUGCUCGAAGAGGCGGGCCACCAGUGGGUCGGCUGCGACAUCUCGCGCGACAUGCUGAAUGUCGCUCAGAGCCGCGAGGUCGAGGGAGACCUGUGCCACCACGACAUGGGCUGCGGCCUCCCCUUCCGACAGGGCAUGUUUGAUGGCGCAAUCUCGAUCUCGGCCGUGCAGUGGCUCUGCUACUCGGACCACGCCGAGUGCAACCCGCGGCAGCGGCUGCUCGCCUUCUUCCAGUCGCUGUACAAGUGCCUGCGCCGCGGCGGCCGCGCGGCGCUGCAGUUCUACCCUCAGGACGGCGACCAGCUGCAGCUGCUCACCGCGUCGGCCAUGCGCGCCGGCUUUGGGGGCGGCCUGGUCGUCGACUUUCCGCACUCCUCCAAGGUGCCUUCUUCCGAGACGCCCGAGACACUUCCGAGACAGACUCGUCCGGCGGCGGACCGACCCGAGACCUUGCAGACCCCUCGGGAGUGCACCGCCCCUCCGCCGCUCGUCCUACGGCGAGAGGACCGGAGCUAUGGGCGCAGAGACGGGCGCGCCACGACCAAGUCGCGCGAGUGGGUCAUCCAGAAGAAGGAGGUGCAGCGGCGGCGCGGCGCGGUGGUGCGCGCCGACUCAAAGUAUACCGCGCGCAAGCGGUCAAAGGUUCGGUUCUGA